This is a messenger RNA of Rangifer tarandus platyrhynchus (Svalbard reindeer), 303 nucleotides long. The record is from the annotation of a GenBank genome assembly. NCBI's taxonomy places the organism in Eukaryota, Metazoa, Chordata, Mammalia, Artiodactyla, Cervidae.
AUGAAAUGUUCCCUUGGUAUCUCUAAUUUUCUUGAAGAGAUCUCUAGUCUUUCCCAUUCUAUUGUUUUUCUCUAUUUCUUUGCAUUGAUCACUGAGGAAGGCUUUCUUAUCUCUCCUUGCUAUUCUUUGGAACUCUGCAUUCAAAUGGGUAUAUCUUUCCUUUCUCCUUUGCCUUUUGCAUCUUUUCUUUUCUCAGCUAUUUGUAAGGCCUCAUCAGACAACCAUUUUGCCUUUUUGCAUUUCUUUUUCUUGGGGGCCGUCCUGAUCACUGCCUCCUGUAGUGUCACAAACCUCCGUCCAUAG